Messenger RNA from Trachemys scripta elegans, 1086 nucleotides. RefSeq names its product opsin 5 (gene OPN5). Gene Ontology annotation, cellular component: membrane. Gene Ontology annotation, molecular function: G protein-coupled receptor activity. Bases 37 to 1086 code for a protein of 349 amino acids. NCBI's taxonomy places the organism in Eukaryota, Metazoa, Chordata, Testudines, Emydidae. The record is from RefSeq and is a predicted model, not a curated record. The transcript has 6 exons. Gene Ontology annotation, biological process: G protein-coupled receptor signaling pathway; visual perception.
CACUUUUCAGACACUGCUAAUCUGUACGUGAGUGGCAUGGCAUCAAAUCACAGCACUUCUCCUCAAGAUGACCAUCUUCCUCAUUACCUCCAGGAUGAAGACCCUUUUGCAUCAAAACUCUCUAGGGAAGCUGACAUAGUAGCUGGAUUUUAUUUAACAGUAAUUGGGGUUCUUUCAACUUUUGGGAAUGGCUAUGUUCUUUAUAUGUCCUUGAAACGGAAGAAGAAGCUCAGACCUGCUGAGAUAAUGACUGUCAAUUUAGCCGUGUGUGACUUGGGGAUUUCAGUUGUAGGAAAACCAUUUAGUAUAAUUUCCUUCUUCUCUCACCGAUGGGUGUUUGGCUGGCUGGGCUGCCGUUGGUAUGGAUGGGCUGGCUUCUUCUUUGGCUGUGGGAGCCUUAUCACCAUGACAGCUGUCAGCCUGGAUAGAUACCUGAAAAUUUGUCAUUUAACUUACGGUACCUGGCUUAAGAGACAUCAUGCCUUUGUCUGCCUGGCAGUAAUCUGGGCCUACGCUACGUUUUGGGCUACGGUGCCAUUUGCUGGUUUGGGGAACUAUGCUCCCGAGCCAUUUGGAACCUCGUGCACUCUGGAUUGGUGGCUGGCUCAGGCUUCAGUGGCCGGACAGGCAUUUAUUCUGAAUAUUCUCUUCUUUUGCCUCUUGCUCCCAACUGCAGUGAUUGUGUUUUCCUAUGUUAAAAUCAUUGCCAAAGUCAAGUCGUCCGCCAAAGAAGUUGCUCAUUAUGACACCAGGAUUCAAAACAAUCACGUCCUGGAAAUUAAAUUGACCAAGGUGGCAAUGUUGAUCUGUGCAGGAUUUCUAAUCGCCUGGAUCCCAUAUGCCGUGGUAUCAGUGUGGUCAGCUUUUGGACAGCCAGACUCAGUGCCCAUUCAAGUUUCAGUCAUCCCAACCUUGCUUGCAAAAUCGGCAGCUAUGUACAACCCAAUUAUUUACCAGGUCAUUGACUGUAAAUUUUCCUGUUGCCGCUCCUUGCAGAAGAAGAGCUCUUUGAAGAAAGCCAGGCUGUAUACGAUAUCUGGAAAUAGAGAGCCAACAGCAAUGAACGAAACCCACCUGGAGGUGUGA